Molecule: messenger RNA, 972 nt
Organism: Paramecium octaurelia
Lineage: Eukaryota; Ciliophora; Oligohymenophorea; Peniculida; Parameciidae
Source: the annotation of a GenBank genome assembly
AUGUUUUAUUAACAAUUCAAAGAAUACCCCAAAAAUUCACAUAGGGAAAAGACUCAAUAAGAGCGUAAGACUAUCAAAUCAAUGGAUUGGAAUUGUAAUGGGAGCUAUUUGGCUACGUCAAGCGAUUCCACUAUUAAAAUUUGGUCCUUUGAUGGAAACAACAUCAAGAGAUCAACCGAUCUAAAGCAAGGUUCAGAACAAUUGGAGAAGUUGUUAUUUCAUCCAACACAACCAGACAUAAUAGCAUCUAUUACUAAAGAGUACGUGAAGAUUUGGGAUAUUCGCACAAAAUAGAGUGUAAGACAGGAGAAGAAGGAAUAAAUGGGUAUUGCCUGUUGGAGCCCUAAUGGCAACGAAUUGGCAGUGGGCACUAAAUAGAAUAAGGAAACACAGAUACUGUUUUUAGACAUGUAAGGAGGAGAGAGAUAAAUAAUGUAUUAGCCAAAAGAUAAGGAUAAGAAUUUCGAAUUAAAGAACAUUAUGUAUGACAAAGAUGUGUUUGUUGCAGUUGGUUAAUAGAAUGGAGUUGGGAUGAUUUAAUUUAUGGAUGUCAACAAUCCUUAAUUGCCUCCUCUUCAUUAGAUGGAAGCUCAUAGAGCUGGAAUUACUUAGUGCAAAUUCAGCAAGGAUGGCUAGCAUAUGUAUACUGGUGCCUAAGAUUCCCUGAUUAUAUUGUGGCAAUUACCAGAUUUAUUGUGUGCAGGAUAAUUGAUGACCGUGGAAUCAGAGAUCAGAUCGAUGUCUGUUUUUGACAGUAAAUACAUAGCAGCUAUUGGUUUGGAAGAAUAGGCAUACAUCUAUUAGGUGGACAGAUGUUUGGCUGGUAAGACAGAUCAUAUAGAUUCCAUUAAAUUAGAAGGAUAGCCAUCUGAUCUUUGUUUCCAUCCUAACAAAUUCAUUUUGGCAAUCGUCUGUCAGGACAAGAACAAAUAGGAGAGUGUGAUACAUUUAUAUGGUAAUUUGGGUGCUUGA